CAGCAAUGUGUUGAUGUGCAGCCAGCCGAAGCUUCAGUGUCACGUUUUGGGCUGACUGGGUUCUGGCGCCGUGUAAAGACAUGAAACCAACAGACGCUUGAACCACAAACACACUGAUCUUUUCCUGCUGCACAUCUCCCCCCGCGGACAGAGGUGUUCCCCUCGGACCGGCCCGCAGAUGGACAUGGAGGACCUGAGCGACUACAGCAUUUACAGCCAGCUGACAGAUGAGGAGCUGCUGCAGCUUGCUGUGGAGAGAAGCCUGUCAGACCAUCAGAUGAUAUCAUCAUCUUCAGACCCCCCCCACAGACCCGACCCCCCCACGCCUCCAGACAACCCAAACUGCGACCCGUUUAACGACCUCUACAAAGCCCUCCGCAGAGGAGAGGAGCUGAGUCCUGUGCAGGCCGUGAUUAUGGACGGAGAUGCGGCUGCUCUGACGGAUUUGGUGGGCCGGCGCUGCAGCAGUCUGAUGGAGCCCAACGAUGAAGGCUGGAUCGCUCUGCAUGAAGCCGCUUAUUACGGACAGCUGCACUGCGUCGCCAUCCUCAUCAAAGCUUAUCCCGACUCGGUGAACUCAUGGAGUUUGAUGAAUCAGACCGCUCUGCUGCUGGCUGCGGGUCAAGGAAACAUUUCCUGUGUUGACUUCCUGCUGAGGCACGGAGCCGACCCAAACAUCGCCAACAAGGACCGAGAGACGCCGCUGCUGACAGCAUGUGAGAAGCCGAACGAAGCCAUCGUGGAGCUGCUGUUGAAGUUCGGUGCUCAGGUGAAUCGCUGCAGCGUUCAGGGAGAAACUUGUCUUCACGUCGCAUGCAGACACGGACAACUGAACCUCUGCAGGACGUUACUGGAGGCCGGAGCCGAACUGAACCGCAAGAACAUCUACGGCCUGCAGCCCAUCUUCACCGCCGCGCAGCAUGGACACGCCGACAUCAUCAACCUGCUCGCCAGCAAAGGUGCAGAUAUAAAUGGACAGGCACCAGACGGAGCCUCGCCGCUGUUUGAAGCCUGUAAGAACGGUCAUGUUUUGGCGGUGGAGGCUCUGUUGUCUCUGAAAGCGGACGCUAACCGAUCCAUGAAGUCUGGCCUGCUGCCUCUUCAUGCAGCUGUUCAGAACAACCACUCACGAAUCGUGUCGCUGCUGAUCCCGCUGACCAGCAUGGUGCGAGUGCGGCGCUGUGGCAUCAGCCCGCUGCAUGUCGCCGCGGAGCACAACCGUGAUGACAUCAUGGCGCUGCUGAUCCAGUCCGGCUUCGACGUGAACAGCCGGCUGUCGUGCGACCGCUCGGCGAUGUUCGAGGACCGCCGCAGCACGGCGCUCUACUUCUCCGUGAUCAACGGGAACCUGGACGCCGCGGAGAUGCUGCUGGUGGCCGGCGCCGACCCCGACCUGGACGUCUUCAACCCGCUGCUCAUCGCCGUGCGGCUCUGCUGGAUGGAGAUGGCGGCGCUGCUGCUGCACUACGGUGCCAACGCCAACGCUCAGAUCGCCACGGAGCCGUGCUCCUUCCCGGCGGCCAUCUUGCUCCGGAUGGAGUCUCUGCCGAUGCUCAAGCUGCUGCUCGACCACGGCUGCGACGCGGCGCCGUGCUUCGACUGUCCGUACGGUGGGAAAACCCACCCGCCCGUCACGCCGGCACGCCGGCCCAUCGAGGAGAUGCGUGGCAGCAGAGCCGCUCCGCCGCAGCGCUGCGUUCAGUUCUGUGAGGUGGUAUCCGGUUGCCGUGGCGCUGGGCCAAUCAUCUCGCUGCUGCUGGACUACGUCGGCCACGUCCGUCUCUGCUCGCGGCUGCUCGACGUCCUGGACAGCCGCAGCGACUGGAAGCCCAUCAAACUCAAAGCUCUUCCUCCUCAUCCUCUGAUGCAGCUCUGCAGGCUGAAGAUCAGACAUCAAGUCGGAGUUCGAAAACUCAAACUGCUCCACACUCUGCCACUUCCUGUCACUCUGGUCCGCUUCCUGCACUACGACGUCCACUGCUCACUCUCCUAAACUCUCCCGAACUCUCCCGAACUCUCCUAAACUCUCCUAAACUCUCCCGAACUCUCCCGAACUCUCCCGAACUCUCCCGAACUCUCCCGAACUCUCCCGAACUCUCCUAAACUCUCCUAAACUCUCCUAAACUCUCCUAAACUCUCCUAAACUCUCCUAAACUCUCACAAACUCUCCUAAAUACCGGACUGCUGUUGCUAAUGGCUAACGUAGACAUUUUCCCAAUAAAUAUUUAUUUGUUUAUUCAA
This is a messenger RNA of Sander lucioperca (pikeperch), 2241 nucleotides long. RefSeq names its product ankyrin repeat and SOCS box containing 2a, tandem duplicate 2 (gene asb2a.2). Gene Ontology annotation, molecular function: protein binding. Bases 179 to 1993 code for a protein of 604 amino acids. NCBI's taxonomy places the organism in Eukaryota, Metazoa, Chordata, Actinopteri, Perciformes, Percidae. Gene Ontology annotation, biological process: protein localization to ciliary inversin compartment; intracellular signal transduction. The transcript has 10 exons. Gene Ontology annotation, cellular component: ciliary inversin compartment. The record is from RefSeq and is a predicted model, not a curated record.